GGAAAAGCCGAAAAGGACUGCUGGCUGGGAAUUACCUGCAACACUUUACCUAUAUCACCUUGUCGUGGCACAUGGGAUUUAGGAUAUAUUUUCUGAUAUCAUUGAUGGAAACCAAGUGAAGAGCAAAAGUCCAACAGCACAUUCACCACAUGCUGAAAGACAGAAAGAUAACUCUGUUGUGAGGAUCCCAGUGAGUGUCACAGGUAACUGAAGGAUGUUAUUGCAGAAAUGACAAAGGAAAAUGCUUCUGUGUUGUAACUUGUUCCGUCAGGCUCCCAUAAGCUGCUGUUCUCACGUUUACCUCCCUGGGCUGGGUUUCUGAAGACAAUUGUUUUAUGCUACUGAGUAGAAAGCACUGAGAGGAAAGGCAGCUUAAGAAAAAGUGGUACUUUUAAGUUAACUAUUAACCAGAUUCAAACAAGCUCCAGCACAUGUCAAGUGAGGGUAACUAGUUGGGCUGGUGAACAAGGAGGAACUCCAGAGUGAAGAAUAGGCAUGGGGAUACUCUAUUCAGAGCCCAUCUGUCAGGCAGCUUAUAACAACGAUUUCAAUAAAGUUCAUCUGCUUUUGGAGCACAACAGCAACUAUCUGAAUGUCCAGGACAGCUUCGGUGGAGACACCCCCUUAAUUUGUGCAUGCAGACAAGGAAACAACAGGAUAGUUAACUAUCUUCUUAGAAAACAUGCUGAUGUCAACCUCAGAAAUAAGAAGGACCGCACUUGCCUCCAUUAUGCUGUGAGAAAACGGUUCACCUUCCUGGACUAUGUGCUCAUCAUAAUCCUCAUGCCAGUUAUGCUUAUUGGAUACCUUCUCAUGGUCUCAAAGACAAAACAGAAUGAACACCUGGUCAAGAUGUUGCUUAGAGCUGGAGUCGAUGUGAAUGCUACAGACUCUUCUGGCAGCACAGCCCUUCACUAUGCUUGUGAAAUGAAAAACCAGGCAGUCAUUCCUCUACUGCUUGAGGCUCAUGCAGACACUUCUGUAAAGAAUCAGGAUGGGGAAACUCCCUUGGAUAUAGCAAGAAGAUUACAGUUCCACAACAUUGAAAGCAUGAUAAGAAAAAAUUCUUAGCCAUCAAGGACUCUCAAACAUGAAGAAAAUUACCUCAUCUGACAAUCCACCUUUCACAACAGCAGAAGUCCUGCAAAGGAUGAGGGCUGAUACUUGAUAAAGACCCAGUCCAUAUCCACCCAUUCCCUGCUGCAGACUUGGACAAUUUUCUGUGAGAUUUGUCAGUACCCCAAGGCCAUGACUGGGCUGAAAGAAGUUAAUUUUAUUUUGUAAGCCAUGAAUUACUACAAGAGUGUCCAAAAUAUUGUCCUUCCCAUCUGUUUCAUCAAUUUUAUUACUUGACUUCUGCAGACUGUGGAUUUUGAAAGCUAGCUAUAAAAUAUCUAGAAGCCUAAACAUUGCAUAUGAUGGUUGGCAGCCAAUGCAAAAAUAAAAUAUCCUUUAGAGUGUGUGUUACUUGUUCCAUAGGGGAACUAAACAAUAUGCUACAGCGGUUAUAAAAAGGCUGGUACCCUUCUUCUUAGUAUUUCUCUUCCUACAAUGGGAGGGGCUGGGAAAAUAGAUCUCUCAGUUGAGCCCCUCCUCUUUCCAUCCUACAAGGGUAGAACUAUAUUUUGGGUUUUUUUUUGGUUUUUUUUGGUUUUUUUGUUUGUUUGUUUGUUUUGUUUUGUUUCCCAUCUAGAAACAGCAAAAAGAGAUUCAAUGCCUUGCUGGAGACCAUAAAGUAAGUCAAUUUCCAGACCACUUUAAUGCAUUAAAAAAUAGUAAAGAAAAUGUGUUUGGCUCAGUAGAGAAACAGGUCUCUUGACUACUUUUCCAAUAUAAACAGUGUACUAAAGGAAAAAAAGAGUCAAUAAAUGAAAUGCUGUUGAUGGAAA
Messenger RNA from Cyanistes caeruleus (blue tit), 1889 nucleotides. NCBI's taxonomy places the organism in Eukaryota, Metazoa, Chordata, Aves, Passeriformes, Paridae. The record is from RefSeq and is a predicted model, not a curated record.